Gongylonema pulchrum is the source of this 279-nucleotide messenger RNA. Lineage: Eukaryota; Metazoa; Nematoda; Chromadorea; Rhabditida; Gongylonematidae. The record is from the annotation of a GenBank genome assembly.
AUGGAAGCACUACGAGUAAUCGGAAGCCUAAUGGUACCAGUACUAGCCCUCGGAAUGUUCGGUAAUUUAAAUUUGAUUUAUGCCACAAAGAAAUUCAAGGAAUUGCAAACUCGCAACGGAAUACUGGUCGCAAUUACGGCAUCAUUCAAUUUUGCAACUCUUGCUGUUGCUUUCAUCUACACGACGCCAUUCGCCGUAAUUGGUUACGUUUCUGCUGACGACAAUCGUAAACUCACCGAAUUUAAAUAUUGCAGGACCUGUUAUGACUAUAACUACUAA